This is a messenger RNA of Microdochium trichocladiopsis, 1257 nucleotides long. Its product is annotated as ribosomal protein S5 domain 2-type protein. Bases 1 to 1257 code for a protein of 418 amino acids. Gene Ontology annotation, biological process: nuclear polyadenylation-dependent mRNA catabolic process; exonucleolytic trimming to generate mature 3'-end of 5.8S rRNA from tricistronic rRNA transcript (SSU-rRNA, 5.8S rRNA, LSU-rRNA); TRAMP-dependent tRNA surveillance pathway. Gene Ontology annotation, cellular component: cytoplasmic exosome (RNase complex); nuclear exosome (RNase complex). The record is from RefSeq and is a predicted model, not a curated record. The transcript has 2 exons. Lineage: Eukaryota; Fungi; Ascomycota; Sordariomycetes; Xylariales; Microdochiaceae.
AUGGCGAGCUCGCAACACCUCCUCCUCUCGCCGGCCGAGCUCGCAUACCUCCACAGCUCCCUCAGCCAUACCCCGCCAAUCAGACCAGACGGCCGCUCAGCGACACAGUUUCGUCCCCUCACCGCCGAAACAGCCAUCCUGCCCGGCACAAAUGGCAGCGCCAGAGUCUGCUUCGCGGACGGCACAGAGGCCAUCGUCGGCGUCAAGGCCGAGGUCGAGCGCACGCCCAGGCGGCAUGUGUACACGAACGAGCAGGACGACGGCGCCGAUGGUAACGGGGCGACACGGCAGGAAGCAAAAGGCCAGAACGACUGGGUCGAGGUCACCGUCGAGAUCCCCGGCCACAGAGACGACGACUCAAGCACGAUUUUCCUGUCCACCAUGCUCAGCGAGGCGCUGCUCGCCGAUGGAGAGCUCACCAAGAAGCUCUGGAUAAACCGGCGGUUCCACUGGAAGCUGUACCUUGAUAUCAUACUGAUCUCGCCGCCACUUUCAUAUCCCCUGCCGCUACUCAGCCUGACCACACACCUGGCACUUCUCUCGACACGCCUGCCAAGAUUAAAAUCCGAGGCCGAUGAAGAUCCCAUGUUUGACGAUGACUGGGCGGCUAGCGUGUACCUGUACUCCUCGUCCACCUCCUCGUCGACGGGUUCACCACCACCAUCAACACUGCAAAAACCGCCAAUCACCCUCCUCGUCAUGGCGGUCGGGGACAAUAUCAUCUUCGACCCGUCCAAGGAGGAGCUCGCGGUCGCGGAUGCCGCGCUGGCCGUGUCCGUCGUCGAGGCACCAUCCAGUGGGUCUACGACGAUUACGACAACAGCAGCAGCAGCAGGUGGGGAGAGCAUGGACGUUGACGACGACAAUGGCAAAAAGAGCGCCGCCGCCGCCGCCAGCACGGGGGUUCCGGCUGCGAGACAGAGAAACCUGAGCCUGCUCGCGGUCCGGACGAUAGACCCGCCCUCCCGGCUAACGGGGCCUGGCGUGCCCAACGCCGUCAACGCCGCGGCCUGGGGCCACACCGAGGGUAAGGCAGCGGCGGACGCCACAUCCGCGUCGGCCAAGUCUGCCGCCGGCGGGGGUGGUGGAGCCACGGCAAAGGGCAAUUACGAGGGCGAGGACGUCGAGGGCGUGUGGAAGGCUCCUAGGGGUGGCGCGCGGGUCGGCGUCCUGGCCGCCAUGGUGGCCAAGGUGUUGGAACGGGGCGGCAUGGCGGAUGAGGUGCUCGACGGCCUUGAGGGUGUUGAGCUGGGCUGA